AUGUGUGGAAUCUUAGCGCUCUUUGGAUUGCAGGACGCAGGUCCUCUCAGGAAGCAGGUUGUCGAGGCUGCCAAACUUCUGCGUCACAGAGGACCUGACUGGAGUGGGGUCUACUGCGAGGGAUCUACAAUUAUCGCCCACGAGCGCCUGGCCAUUGUCGAUCCUGACAGCGGUGAUCAGCCUUUGUACAACGAGGCCCGGGACAUUGUGCUGGGGGUCAAUGGUGAGAUCUACAACUACGACGAGUUGCAGAAGGCUCUACAGGCCCGAGCUCCAGGAAAGCACCGAUUUCUUACAAAGAGCGACUGCGAGGUCCUGCUCCAUCUGUAUGCUGAGGAUGGCUUGGACUUCAUGAGCAAGAACGAGGUGCUCGGCAUGUACGCCUUUGCAAUCUGGGACAAGAGGAAACAAACGUAUGUUGUGGCACGUGAUCCCGUUGGGAUCAUACCCUUGUACAUUGGUUGGGCGGCUGAUGGGUCAGUUCAAGUGGCAAGCGAGCUCAAGGCAUUGCACAAGGCUUGCGAAAGGUACGAGGAGUUUCCGCCUGGGCACGUGUUCGAUUCUGCUUCGGGGCAGAGGCGGAUGUUCUACACGCCAGUGUGGAAUCAGCCCACGCCUGUUCCAACAAAGGAAAUGGCGCUUUCGGCUUUGCGGGAAGCCUUCGAGAACGCAGUUAUCUCGCACAUGAUGUCUGAUGUUCCCUACGGAGUGCUGCUGAGCGGUGGCCUGGACUCUUCUCUUGUGGCCUCUAUCAUGUCCAAGAACAGCCACAGGAAAUGUGAGCAUGGACCUGCAUCGUGGCCACAGCUGCACUCAUUCAGCACCGGUCUGCGAGGCAGCCCAGAUCUCAAGGCGGCGAAGGAGGUUGCAUCCUUUCUCGGCACGGUCCACCAUGAAUACGUCUUCACAGUCGAUGAGGCCCUUGAUGCCCUGCCAGAUGUAAUCUAUCACCUGGAAACCUUUGAUGUCACUACCAUUCGCGCUUCCACGCCCAUGUACUUAAUGGCACGCAGAAUUAGGGCUGCCGGGGUGAAAAUGGUUCUCAGUGGCGAAGGUGCCGAUGAAAUUUUUGGAGGAUACUUAUACUUCCACAAGGCGCCCAAUGCCGAGGAAUUCCAUGCGGAGAAUUGCCGAAAGAUCAAGCAGCUGCACCUCUACGACUGUCUCCGGGCAAACAAGGCCAUGAUGGCGUGGGGUGUUGAGGCUCGUGUUCCUUUCUUGGACAGGAAAUUUAUGGAGGUUGCUAUGGGCUUCGAUCCAGUACAGAAGAUGUGCAAAGAUGAGGCAGGCAAGCCUCGCUGCGAGAAAUGGAUCCUGCGCAAGGCGUUUGAUUUGCCAAGUGAUCGGGCUUACUUGCCCCAAGAAGUUCUCUGGCGACAGAAGGAGCAGUUCAGCGACGGCGUCGGGUACAGCUGGAUCGACUCCAUCAAGGCGCAUGCUGAGAAAGCUGUCACCGAUCAGCAAAUGGCGACUGCACCCAACAGAUUCCCAGUCAAAACGCCUCGAACGAAGGAGGCAUACAUGUUCCGGCAAUUCUUUGCACAGCACUUCGGGGAAAAUUCAGCAGCAGCCGGAUGUGUGGGAUGGCAGGAUUCCAUCGCAUGCUCCAGUGAGGUUGCGCUGAAGUGGGACAAAGCCUUCCAGGGACGCGCGGAUGCAUCUGGUCGCGCCGUCGCUGGCGUGCACGUGCAGGCAUAUGACAACAGCUACACAACCGCAUCACAAUCGUCGGGCGCCGAAAAUGGAGAGCCAGCCGCCAAAAAGGCAGUGCUUGUUGCAUGGCCAGAAAAGUUCAGGAUCGAGCUGUUCGAGGCAGCUGCAGGGCACGCGGCAGCGGCAGCAGCUGCCGACGACAAUGGGGUAGAGAUUACUCCAUUAUUCGGCAACAUAAACGCCUAUGCGUACUUUUUUGCGGAGCUGCUUGUGGGAACACCACCGCAAGCUGCGUCGGUCAUAGUUGAUACUGGCAGCGCUCUUUGUGGCUUCCCAUGCGUUGGCUGUAGCCAUUGUGGGCAUCAUCUUGAUCCCCUUUUCGAUAUGAAGGCCUCCAACACGUCCAGGACGCUGCCCUGCGGCCCAGACUGCAACCGCUGUGAUGCGGCACGAUGCGGAUAUGUCGAAUCCUAUUCAGAAGGAAGCAGUAUUUCUGGCUUUUGGUUUCGCGAUCUCGUGAUGCUCAAUGGUUCGGAUGCCGACAAUCACCCCGUUGAAGCAUCCAUGGGGUGCCACCUCGAUGAGCGGAAGCUUUUCUACACCCAGAAGGUGAACGGGAUUCUGGGCUUGGCGCCGCAUAGAAUAACUGGAAAGUCCAAUGUGCUGAAGGAUCUCUUCAGAGACAAGGGUCAUGUCAACGCUGCAGUCUUUGCCCUUUGCCUGGCAGAGUGGGGUGGCGAGUUGAGUGUUGGGGGCUAUGACGGCAGAUAUGCUGCCUCGGGGAGCCACAUGCAAUGGCUGCAGUUGCACCAUGCCGGGUACUACGGCGUGGAGUUGAGAGCUGUUACGUUUGGAAUGCAUGCUGUGGGUGGUCCGGAGGAAUUCACAGGACGGGCUGUGGUGGACAGCGGCACGACCUUCACGUACUUCCCCGCCAAGGUGUAUGAUACCUUGCGCCAAGCUAUCAAAGAAGCAUGUGAAGGUUUACGAUGUGGGGCAAAGCCGGUAGGAAACGAUUGCUGGCUGUUGCCUAUAGGAAGCAGCCCAGACAAGUUCGCACCCGUCAUGCUGACGUUUGGCGGUGGGAGCGGGAAAGCUGACGUUUCAGUCAGCUGGCCUGCAAAGUCCUAUCUAUUUCGACGUGGCAUGCGUGCCACGGAGGGUUUCGAAGCCUGGUGCUUGGCUUUUACCAGCAACGGAUUUUCCAAGGAGACUGUGCUAGGGGUCUCCUUUUUCAUGUCGAAGACACUCAUCUUUGACACCACCUCCUCAAAGCUUGGGGUGGAAGAUGCGAACUGUCCACAGCACCACCAUUCCGCCCAAGUUGUGGUGGAACCGUUUUCAGGCAUGGACAGUCCCGUUGAAGAACACCUUCAACAGGACGCUCCCAUGCAACAACUUGGCUUGGUGCUGGGCUGCAUAGGUGCUGUGCUGCUCUUCCUCUCUGCGGGCAUGUUUGCCUGGGCGUGCUCCUUCAGCGAAGAAGAAGCAAACGAAUCCAGCGAGAACUUCUUGAAUUGA
Symbiodinium pilosum is the source of this 3174-nucleotide messenger RNA. Lineage: Eukaryota; Dinophyceae; Suessiales; Symbiodiniaceae. The record is from the annotation of a GenBank genome assembly.